Sinocyclocheilus rhinocerous is the source of this 964-nucleotide messenger RNA. Its product is annotated as centromere protein V-like. The record is from RefSeq and is a predicted model, not a curated record. The transcript has 6 exons. Gene Ontology annotation, molecular function: carbon-sulfur lyase activity. NCBI's taxonomy places the organism in Eukaryota, Metazoa, Chordata, Actinopteri, Cypriniformes, Cyprinidae. The coding region runs from base 81 to 758 and encodes 225 amino acids.
AUGUGACCCGCCCAGCCAGUCAACAGUGUUUGUUCUGUUUUGUAAGCAAGCACUAGUGAUGGUUAUCAACAAAGUGUGGAAUGUUCUACAGGAGAGCAUUACUUAGCAGUUUAAACCGGUUAGGUCGAAGACGACAAACAACUGGUUUACCAUAUAAAGUUAGAGGUGCUAAACGAAUGGCGUACAUAACUAAAGACGAAAGGGAGCGUGAUGGUCUUGUGAAACACACCGGAGGUUGCCACUGUGGCGCGGUGCGUUUUGACGUGUGGAGCACUCCGCAUUUACACGUGUUCAAUUGCAACAGGUCCUUGCAGUGUCAUCUGGGUCAUUCGAAGAAAUGGGUGUAUUUUAAAGCCUUAAAUCAUUCUGUUAGGCAAAGAAUGUCUUUAAAUGUUAAUGCCAUCAGUUGUUGCCAACAAUGUCAUAGCACUACAAGUUGCAGUAUUUGCACAAAGAAACAGAAUCGCCACUUCAUUGUGCCAAAAUCCCAGUUCACCUUGCUGCAGGGCGCAGACAACAUAACCACAUACACAUUUAACACACACAUGGCCAAGCACACAUUCUGCAAAACGUGUGGCGUCCAGAGUUUCUACACUCCACGUUCCAACCCUGAUGGGUUUGGUGUGGCACCUCAUUGUUUGGACCCUGGAACAGUGAGCAGUGUCACUGUAGAAGAUUUCUGUGGGCAGAACUGGGAAGAAAGUAUGCAGAAGCAUCAAACUAUAAGAAGUAUGUCAAAACCAACAACGGACACAUAACUCACUUUUUCCAUUGGCCAAUUAAGCCCUAAGAUUAAAUUGUUUUCUCCUGCUUCUUAAGGCAUUUUUUUAUCAAUAUAUUAGUGACAACAUGAAUAGACCUUGGGGUUUUGUGCCUUUUGUUUAUUACCUUUGAGGCCUCAUACUGUAUAUGCUAGUGUACUCCUAAUUGUUCAAAAAAUUCACUCUUAUGUAUAGUUUAUAGU